Molecule: messenger RNA, 2224 nt
Organism: Cucumis sativus (cucumber)
Lineage: Eukaryota; Viridiplantae; Streptophyta; Magnoliopsida; Cucurbitales; Cucurbitaceae
Exons: 5
Coding region: 1643-2224 (193 amino acids)
Biological process (GO): rRNA processing
Cellular component (GO): nucleus
Source: RefSeq, a predicted model, not a curated record
CUAUUUUCUUCUAGAAAGUCUUUCCAGAACAUAUGUAUAUAUAUGUGUGUGUAUAUACAUAUAUAUUUGCAAAAUCUCUCGUUUAAAAGGUCUAUACAAGAACAUGUUCUAAAAGUUUUCUCGCUUCAAAUUCUGUUUACGAACUCUUUCCAAAACACUUCUUGGACGUUUCUUUUUGUUUUUGUUUUUGUUUUUUCUUUGAAAAAUAAGAUAUUUUACAAAACUUUUGAAAAACUGCAUGAGCAAGGAUGUUGGCCACACACACGGCAAUGAGCAGCAAGGCAACAUGGCCACACACUCGUUAGUUGUGAGCUCAACUGGGAUUGAGAGUACAAUUGUCCCGCAUAUCAUUCAUUCCAUUAGCUAAUCGCUUCUGUUGCGAUCCUUGGUGGUUCAACCCAUUUGUUCUUUCAUAUCAAUCGUAGUACAACCCAAUCGCUCUUAAGUUGACUUCUCAUACUUAUAGAUUAUGAUUCUCAAUUAUUUGGCUAAGAUAACUUCCAUCGUUGAGCCUCCCUCUACUCAUUCCAAUCACAUUUCUUAACUUUGUUUUCUCUCAUUAUUUGUUGUCAUUUGCUCAACAAGUAUUUAUAUAAAUCAUCCCAAAUCAACUCCCACUUUUCAGAUUUCCAUGGAUAUAAAAAGAAAUGGUGGCUCAUCAUUCGUACCAUUUCUUUUGUUGAUGGGCAUGAAUUACGGGUCAUUAUGAACUCACCAACAAGCAACCAACCAUUUUGACUCCUUGUUAGUACUUAAAAGUUAACAACUUUAAUCAUCUUCUACUAGAUAAAAUAAGUUGUGUUUUCAAAGUUCAUGUGUAAAGCAAAAGAGAUUGUCUUAUAGUGACUUUAACAUAGAUUACACUCCCAUUGUGAAAUAAUAUAUAACUAUAUUUAUAUCAACUAUAUAUUACAUAUAUAACAAAACCCUAAAAUAAAGUUAAGUUGUCCAAAAUAACAAACUAGCGUCCUCCUUGAAAAAUUAUAAAAAUUUCAAGUUAGAUUGUCUUGGAUUUUAGGAUGUAUUAAGGCUAUCUCCAUGUAUUAGAGAAUAUAAGAAAUUCUAUUUAACAAUUUAAAAAAUUAUAAGAUUUUUUUGUAGCCUUAUCCUUGCAAUUGAAGUAGGAGAUUAAAUCCGAAACUCUUGUCGAAAUUGGGCAAGCAUGCUAGCCUGAAAAGAUUGGUUCCGUCGGAAAACAAGAGGGGUUGGUCAAUAUCGGUUUCAGAAAGUUUCAAAUUGAAAACUUUAAAAAAUUAUUUAUAAGUCGAUCAACCCAAUUAAUAUCAACUGACACUUACUCAUCAAUGUCGAUUUUGUAAAAAAUACCAUCUCCGACCGACCGAUUAACACCGAAGUCGGGAACUUACGCAUACUAGAUAAGUGUAGAGUAUAUAUAUCUUUUUCAAAUUUGAUUAAAUUACCAAAUAUUAUAUCCAAUUCUCUCUCUACCCUUUUUUUAUCUGCGUUCCCGCCCGCGCUCGGUGAACUCAUUUGCGCAGCUCUUUCCUCUUUCUCUUCUUUGUCUUCCUCUCGGCUUCACAAUCUUCAUCGUCAAUCUUUGAUCCAGCCUAAGAAGGCGCUGUACAUUAUAGGGUUUUAAGUAGAAGUUAUUAGACAAUUGAAACCUCAUAAUUCAACCAAAAUGGCGGCCUUCAAUCUCGUUGCGGAUAUGUAUGACCCGGCCUUGAAGCCUCGCUUGCUACAUAAACUUCUUAGGGAGCACGUUCCCGACGAUAAGCGUGCAUUUUCUGAUUAUUCAGAACUUUCAAAUGUGGUUUCUAUGAUCACAUCCCACGAUCUUCUCUCUGAAUCCUCGUCUUCCAAGGACCAAAAGCUGAUUGAUAGCUGGAAAUCCGCUGUUGAUUCCUGGGUCAACCGUUUGUUUCUUCUUCUCUCCAACGAUAUGCCUGAUAAAUGUUGGGCGGGAAUCAUUUUACUUGGAGUGACUUGUCAACGAUGCAGCUCUAGUCGUUUCUUGGCAUCAUAUACAGAAUGGCUUCACAAGCUUUUACCUCACAUGCAGACAGAUUCUCAGUUUCUGAAGGUGGCCUCUUGUGCUUCAAUCUAUGAUUUAUUCUCGAGUACAUCUUCAUUUGACCUUGGCAGAAAUCUAUCACACGAAGUUGUCCCUCAAACACAACCCUUUUUUUUAUUCGAAAUGGAUUUGUUUAUUGUUGAUUCUACAUCGACUUUGUGGUCUGUGGAUUCAACUAUUGAAUGCUGA